This is a messenger RNA of Solanum dulcamara, 1329 nucleotides long. RefSeq names its product probable aspartic proteinase GIP2. Gene Ontology annotation, molecular function: aspartic-type endopeptidase activity. The coding region runs from base 10 to 1323 and encodes 437 amino acids. Lineage: Eukaryota; Viridiplantae; Streptophyta; Magnoliopsida; Solanales; Solanaceae. The transcript is spliced from 2 exons. The record is from RefSeq and is a predicted model, not a curated record. Gene Ontology annotation, biological process: proteolysis.
AUACUUAUCAUGUUGACAUUCAAACUUUCUUCAUCUUCCAAUGUCUACACCUUAUUCCUCUUACUUCUUCUACUCAAUAUUUCUCUAUGCUCAGCUAUUGUACUACCUACAACCCUAAUCCUUCCGGUCACCAAAGACUCAUCAACCCUACAAUACAUUACGGUAAUAGGGCAAAGAACUCCUCUAAUACCCGUAAACUUCACUGUCCACCUUGGUGGCGAAAGCUUGUUGGUGGAUUGUGAAAGAGGUUACGACAGCUCAACUUACAAACCAGCUCGAUGUAAGUCCAAACAAUGUUCUUUUGCCAAGGUUAGGUUUGAUUCCUGUGGAGACUACUGCCUAUCAAAACCACAUCCUGGAUGCAACAACAAUACUUGCCAUUAUCUAGUUGGAAAUCCCGUUAUUACUACUUACACGUACGGUGCAGAACUUGCUGAGGAUGUGUUGGCAAUUGGGACAGCGCCAGUCGUCCUUGUCUCUAAACCAAGGUUCAUUUUCACUUGCGUUGAGUCUUAUUUAAUGAGACGUCUCGCCAAAGGAGUCAAAGGUAUUGCAGGUUUUGGACACAAUAGUACAAUUUCCAUUCCUAAUCAACUUGCUUCAUUAGACUCGAGAUUCACCAGGAAGUUUGGUAUUUGUUUGAGUUCAUCUACAAGAUCUAGUGGAGUUAUUUUCAUGGGUUCUAGUCCAUAUUAUGUUUACAAUCCUAUGAUUGAUAUCUCGAAGAAUCUUGUAUAUACCCCACUAGUCAAAAAUCCCUUGGACUCGUUGACUCCUACGGAGUACCAUGUCAAAGUUUCAUCCAUUCGAAUUGCAGGAAAAGACGUGUCACUUAAUAAAACAUUGUUAUCUAUUAAUGAGCAAGGUCAUGGUGGGACACGAAUCAGCACAACAAUACCUUUCACAAUCUUGCACACUAGCAUUUAUGAAGUUGUUAAAAAUGCUUUCAUCAAGGCGCUUCCUAAGAAAGCGACAAUGGUAGAUCCUCCUAUGAAACGAUUUGGAGUUUGCUUUAGUUCCAAAAACAUUAAGACCACAAAUGUUGGACCAGAUGUUCCUGUGAUCGAUUUUGUUUUGCACAAUAAGACUACAUUUUGGAGGAUUUAUGGGAUAAAUUCAGUGGUACAAGUUAAAAAGGACGUUAUGUGUUUAGCAUUUGUCGGACGAGACCAAACAUGGGAACCAUCGAUUGUGAUAGGAGGACAUCAAUUGGAAGAGAACCUCUUGAUAUUUGACCUUCCAAGUAAGAAGAUAGGUUUUAGCUCCUCACUCAAGCUCCAACAAACAUCAUGUUCUAAGUAUGAUAAAACCUCUAAGAGUUAACGAGAA